Messenger RNA from Pistacia vera, 501 nucleotides. RefSeq lists its product as uncharacterized. The coding region runs from base 1 to 501 and encodes 166 amino acids. The transcript has a single exon. Lineage: Eukaryota; Viridiplantae; Streptophyta; Magnoliopsida; Sapindales; Anacardiaceae. The record is from RefSeq and is a predicted model, not a curated record.
AUGUUAGUACCUACAGCACACACCAAUACUAUUACAAACUGUCAUCCAAUGCUCACCAGAUCUAAAACUAGGAAUAAUCAGAUUACAAGUCAAGCAUAUUUGGCAACAACCUCCAUCCUAUAUGAACCAAAAAGUGUGUCUGAAGCUUUAACUACUUCAGAAUGGAGACAAGCUAUGAAUGAAGAUUUUGAAUCAUUAAAAAGGAACAACACAUGGGAGUUAGUUCCUCCCACUUCCGAUGUGAAUAUAGUAGGCUGCAAGUGGGUAUUCAAAACCAAAUUAAAAUCUGAUGGCACACUUCAGAAAUACAAAGCUCGGUUAGUGGCUAAAGGCUUUCAACAAACACCAGGGGUUGAUUAUUUUGACACAAUUUUGCCAGUUAUUAAACCAACUACCAUCAAGAUUAUGUUUUCCUUGGCAGUCCAUAAUAGUUGGCAGAUACAACAAAUUGAUAUUAACAACGCUUUCUUGAAUGGAGACCUCACAGAGACUGUUUCAUGA